Molecule: messenger RNA, 5274 nt
Organism: Leptidea sinapis
Lineage: Eukaryota; Metazoa; Arthropoda; Insecta; Lepidoptera; Pieridae
Product: armadillo repeat-containing protein 6 homolog
Exons: 9
Coding region: 138-1529 (463 amino acids)
Biological process (GO): hematopoietic progenitor cell differentiation
Molecular function (GO): protein binding
Source: RefSeq, a predicted model, not a curated record
GUCAGAUUGAGUCUUGAUAUGAGAUGAGAUUCAAAUUUUAAAAAUUUAAAUGCAGCUGGUUGAUCAAUAAUACAAUUUUACCGAUUUCUGAGUUAAACUACAUUAAAGUUACAUUUAAACUAAAGGAAAAGUUAAAAAUGGUUCGCGUAAUAAGCCAGGAGACAUAUGAUGAGGUGGUUAAAGAAAAUAUGGAUGAGUUAGAUAUGACUCCAGAGGAAGCAAUAAAAGAAGCUAUAGCCCAAUUUGAAGCGCAGGGUGUAGAUCUGUCAAACAUUAUGAAAGAUUUGGCAUUGGGUUCUGGAGAUGAUCACCUAAUAAGUGUAAUUGUUUGUAAAUUGAAGGAGUCAAUCAAAGUGGAUCAAGAUGAAGCUCUUAAUCAUCUUGAUAUUUUUAUUAAUGAAUGCAAUAAAGACAUUGCACAUAGACUUAAAGCGGGAAAGGAUGGCGCUUAUAAUGUCUUAAUAGAACUGCUGGAAUCUAAAUAUAAGGCAUAUACGACAGACUUGUGUAAAGAUGAACAGGUCCUUGUAAAAGUAAUAGAUUCUGUUGUAUCAUUAUUGAAUGGGCAACCAGAUCUCUUGGAUCAGAAUGGUGUACAUUUAAUAAAAAGAUUGCUAGACAAUACCAACAAUGCAGAAAUACUAACGGCUACGCUACGAUUAAUAAAUGUGUGUUGUUUGAAACACGAGAAGAAUCGCCAGAAUAUAUACAAUACCAAUAUUAUCGACAAUUUGAAACACAUACUCAGUGUAAAAGAAAACAAGAAGUUGCUCGGCGAAUGUCUUCAAGUAGUGCGCCGUCUCUGUCUAGACGACGAUGUGCGCAUCGAGUUCGGCAAAGCGCACGAACACGCCCGAGAGCUUGGCAGCCAUUUGCUGGAGCAACUUACGAUAUUAUUACAAGAAAAUACAAAACCGCCGUUAGUUUCGGAAUUGAUGCUCACGAUGGCAACACUGCUGGUACGGAACGAGCUGUGCGCUAAGGUGGCGGAGGCUGACAAUGGUGUGUUGUUCACUGUGCUUGCAGACAACUUCGAUAAUGUCGGUGUAGUGCAGCAAGCCAAUAAGUUGAUAGCAGCACUGGCAGGAAAUGAUGAUGUGAAGCGACAGUUGGUGAAGAGUGGCAUCGUGCCAGUCUCUGUGGCGCUCCUGUCUCGGCACUGUAGUAAUCCAACAGCGACGGCGCUAUCAUUGAAGUGUAUUGCCGCGCUCACGUUGAGAGAACCGAGCCACAGUGUGCAGUUCGUGGAGAACGGCGUCGCGGAGGCAAUAGUGCACUGUCUUAAAGUACAUCAGCAUAAUGCAACUGUCCAGAAAAACGGUUGCUGGGCAGUCCGUAACAUAGUAGCCCGCUGUCGAGAUCUGAAUGCAAAGUUCCUUGAGUUAGGAAUAGAAGCCGUAUUGACUAAGACGUUGGAGCUAUUUUCAUCUGAAUUCGGUUUCGAUAUCAAAUCGGCUUUGCGAGAUUUGGAAUGUGAUGUGAAGUUAGAUGAGCAAUGGACUGGGAAGGGAGUGGAGAUAGAUCAAUAGUAGACAAAGGUAACGUGAGCCCGACUGUGACAAGAAUCGAACAAACAUCGCACGAUAUUAUCUCUGUAUUUUAUUAAAAUUCUGGGAGAAUGUCUUGUGCACUUAAUUAUUUAUAUUAGAUUGAUUUGUCUGUAUGUAUGUAUAUAUGUAAUUGAAUUUUAAUCUACUUCCAAACGUCAGAUUAAUUUGAAACUUGGCACAAUUUUAAUUUAUUUGGUCUUGUAUCCAAACCAAGAUCACCAGGAUAGUAAUAAAAUACGCCUAACAAACGAUAUAACCAGGAGUCACUGUUUUGACUCUAAUAAGCGAAACAGCAAACUGACCUAAAUAUUUAAAUUUCAUGAAUAAAUAUCCGAAGUGUUAAAAUUCUGCAAACACGGCCUACAGUUGGGGGUAUAAUGGGUCCUUCAACGAAGAAUACCAAACUUGACUCAACGAUCGUGUUAAGUAUAUUAUAAAUAAAUCAAAUAUGUGGUGGUGUAGCCCAUGUUCCACCGGAGUUGAUAUUCAUUUGCCGCGCGAGGCAAUUCUUCUUUUCAAUCGUUCACUCUUGUCAGAGUGGUCGUGGUUGCCAAGAUGACGCAACAUUAGUCGCCGUUGGUCUCCACAGUUAUGGGUCGCACUGCCUCCCUCGCGAUGCUCCUCCACUUUAGACGGUUUGCAGCAUUGCGGGAGCACUCCACAACAGGUGUCUGGGUCACUGUUUUGAUAAGGUCCGUCCAUCGUGUGGGUGAGCGUCCUGUCGCUCUUUUCCCCUCCACCUUCCCCUGCACUAUCAACCGCUCAAUCGAUCCUUCAUUUCUGGAGAUGUGACCAAAGAACUACAGAAUUCGUAGUUGCACAGUCGACGAUAGCCUUUCUUUUAUCUUCAGUUCUUUUAAGAUGGAAUUGUUGGUUCGGAAAGCAGCCCAAGGGAUCUUCAGGAGUCGUCUCCAACACCACAUCUCUAUGGCAUCAAUUUUGCGGCGGUCUUGAAGUCUAGGGGACCAGCUUUCAGCCCCGCGAGGCAAUAUGUUGAUAUAAAUUAUGUAGAACGCGAUUGCCGCGCGUGGAAGUAUAUCCAGCUUGAACAGCUAUUCGCAACUAGACAGACCGGUUCAUUAUUGUAAACCAAAUUAGCAGUAAAUAUGAAAUUUCUGGCAUCUGGAUACUAGCCUGCAAUGCCUUUUUCGAGUAUGGAAACAGGCAAUUUCAUUGUCAAUUGUCUAUGUCGUAACAUAGACAAUUAUUCGCCGCGCGAGCUAACUCACCAAAACCACAACCGUCCCAACUACGCGCGAGCGAACGAUACCUGAAGCUCCUUUAUUUAAGCGUUCUCAAAAACUUAGCCGCGCGUAAUUUGGACGCACCUUGAAACCCCACUGAAACCAAUUUGAUACUUGUUUUGCCUCUACACGAGGCAUUCUUAGGAGCUAUUGCCUCGCCGAACUCGAAAAAAUUACUGUAUUCUGUAUAACCAGAAAAAUACAUUACAAAAAAACGUGACAAGACUAUAAUACGUCAUUGUAAAAUAUAGCUUACAAUUCUUAAACAUAUUGCAGAUGUUAUAAUUAAUGUCGAUUUAAAAAUAUUAAGGGGCUGUUUCACACUGUCCAAGUAAAGUAACAGAUUUUCAUACGCUAGAUAAAUUAAUUUCUUUAUAAAAGUUCCACAUAAAACAGAUUACGUUUCCCAAUCACUUCACCGCGGUAUUUAUUUACUAGAUGACUUCUCUGGAAAUUUGGUCAGGCAAUCUCGCACUCAAUAGUUCCGUUUGACGAAGUAAAAUAUUAAAAAAAAACUGUUUCUUAUACGAAAUAACGUAACAUAAGCUUAAUGGCUUUUAAUGAUAAUAUUAUUUAAUAUUGUACAGUUUUCUAUUUGCUUAAAUUCUCUGAAUAGCACUUCUACCAUUAUUAUCACAAUAAAAUCAAUCAUCUUUUUCGUAUAACGAAAUUUGAGAGUGUCAACUAAUCAAUUGUCAUGAGCCUUUCAUAACUGUCCAAAGGUCAUAAUAUAAACAAACCAUGUACCAAACAUUAUAGUAGAGGAGCCCAAGUGGGGAUUUUGGGAUUUACUCGAGUGCGUCAGAAUACAAUAAGAGGGUUUAACUUGCACCUUGUGAAAUAUUCCCACCAUACCUGAGCCCAGGCAUAUAGGUAGGGCUCAUAUAGGGUCGAACGUCUAGAGCAGCCGAUCAGAUUAGUAAAAAAAUUGAUCGUUAGAACAACUUCAGCGUAUCAGAUUGAGGUAAGGUAAGUUAAUUAUAUUCAGUAACUGUACAUUUAAAUAAUCUAACAAUUUGAGCGUUACAUAAGGAUAUCGCAAAGUCACAACGUUCCAAACCGAAUAUUUUAAACCAAGUAAGGUUAUGGGAAUUCCUCCACAUAAUUGUCAGAUUAUGGGUCAAGAUGACAAGGACAUUAAAAUGAACUGUCUGUAUUAUAAUAUGACGCUCUUGAGUAGUUCAUGGUCACUAUUUUGUUUUGGCAUUUUCAAAAAUCGUUCAUUAACUUUGGUCACGUCUAUCUAGUCUUGAAUAUGAGCUACAAUAGGGUUCAUUUAAAAUGUCGUCUCAAUGACGCGCUAUAUAAGAUUUUUUCUCCAUGUUCUACCCCUUUGUAUAACCAUCCCCACCAUGCAAACCUGCAGAUUAAUAUUUUUCCCUUAUCAGAAACACGUGGGACGCAUACACUGUUAUAUCUGAAGCUAUGAGUAUUUCUAUGUGACUGCUUUUACAUGUGACAGGGUAAACAUCAUGUAAACCUAUUUUUCUUUUUAGCAUCUAAUCCUCAUAAUCCAAUAGGUUCCACGACGAUCGAGUAAAUCUCUAUUUAGCUCUUGGCCUCCCCUACCAUUAUAUAAAUUGACAUCAUUUUGUCAAAUGCUUUUCAGGCUAUCCAGUACCCGGCAGAUAACUAUGAUAUCUUCUACUACAUCUAUCCUAUAAUUUAAGUGACGCUUACUGCUAUAUAACACGAUUUAUGUAAUGUCAAUCGCAAAUGAUGUGUUGAUAAAUAAGUAGCAAGUAGCCUAUUCGUAACAUUACUUGGACAUUGUGAAGCAGCGUCUAAGGCUGGGUUGCAUCAACUAACUUUAGCAAUAACAAACAUGUCAAAGUACUGGUUAAGCAAAAAAUGUGUUGAACCAUUUGAGAAUUUUUAGAUGACGUCAUAACUUUAACUGUUAACCAUUACCGUCCAAUCUUCGCCGGUUAAAGCUAUUGUUAAUGUUAAAUAGCGACCUGUCAAAAGUGUCGAAUAAAUAUUCGAUAUUUAAAAUUUGUCUUAUCAAAAAAAUACAUACCUGCAGAAUCGAGAAAUGGGGUCUUGUACUAUCAUAAUAUGUCACUUUUUAACUUUAACAAUGAUGCCAAGGAAUAUGAUGGUGCCACAAACUCCGCAAUCUAUGUUAAAGUCGUCAGCGCAACAGUUAUAGUUUAAUGCAACCCAGGCUGUGUCAAAGACAUGAUUCGGUACCUUAAAGGUCAAAAAAAUUGAAACAUUAUUAUUAUUAAAACAAUUUUUGUAUGUAAUGUAUGUAAUAAUUAACUGGAUAAUUAUUUUAACCCAAUUUUUAGUAUUAUUUGAUUAAAAGGCAUUAAUUUUAGAUCAAAUACCUAAUUUAAAACAGAUAAUAAAUAAUCUAUGUUUUCAUUUUAACACUACUAUGUGAGAUUGGAAUUUAUCGAGAUUGCAAAUUUUUAUUUUUUCACUUCUAUUUAUCUCGUAAUACGUACGCGCUAAUACUAAUUAUAAUAAAUUUA